Umbelopsis ramanniana AG is the source of this 856-nucleotide messenger RNA. RefSeq lists its product as uncharacterized. The record is from RefSeq and is a predicted model, not a curated record. NCBI's taxonomy places the organism in Eukaryota, Fungi, Mucoromycota, Umbelopsidomycetes, Umbelopsidales, Umbelopsidaceae. The coding region runs from base 12 to 752 and encodes 246 amino acids. The transcript is spliced from 2 exons.
CGGAAGCCAGUAUGACCCGCUUCUCCUUGAAAAAGCAAGGUCAAACGUAUAUAAAGCUGGCCAUGAUUUCCCAAUUUUCUUUUUCUACUGUGCCUAACCAAAAAAAACAAAUCUCUCCAUCCAUAACAAUGAAUACAAUCCACCAAGUCCUUCCUAGACCCUUUGCAAAGCUGCCUAUUCCAUCUCACUCUGAACAUUCCUGCCCAUGCGCCACCUGUUCCUUCUCUAUCCCUCCUCCCAUCAUCCCCAUGCCCACUGCCACGAACAAGUCGCAAAGACUUCCUUCCAUCAAAUCAUUAGAUUUAAUGAAUGAUAUUCCUCGUCCCACUAAGAGAAUUUGCAAGGAAGCCCACCCACCAGCCAAAAGACAUCAGAGAUCCAUCUCCAUGCCUGAAGGUCGCACUAUGAACCGUCCAUCCAUGAGUGACCUAUUGAACGCAAUUGAUCUCGAUCAACGCAUGAGCAACUUUUACCGAGAUGAAGUAGUGAAAAAUGCCGCAAGAGAACAAGGACGUCUGCUUGCCCGCAUGAUGACUUCAUCUUCCCCUCUAUCAUCACCUCAUAUGCAGAGGUGGUCGGCUAGACGAUCACCCAUGGCACGCAAUCACCGAAGAGCUUAUAGCCACCAAACGCAAUUGCCAUCGCCUCCAACUAGCCCAAUUCCUAGCCACCGUCGCAUCCGAUACGUAUCGGUUGAUUCAGCCGAUCAAGUUGUCCAAAAACACUUGAAUAACUGUAGAAGACAUCAGUAGACUACGCCACUCCCUAUUUCCAUUCAUUCUAAACCAAAAAGGAACUCUUUCUCCUCGAGCUUACCAGUGUAGUUGUUUGUUGCAUUUUCCUGUUUAUUUCGCUU